GAAGUCCGUUUUCUUAAGGCCAAGGUUCUCUUCUCGCUUUCCUAAUUUGGUCUCCUCUUCGUCCUUGCCGUUUCCUCUCUCUGUCUCUCUUUUCUCUUGCUUCUCGCCUUAUCUUGACUCGGGUUCCCAGCGUCCUCUUUGACAGUUAAGACUUCUCCAAGAACAUAGGAACUUGUUACUUUUCAGUGUUAGUCUGCUCGAUUAUUGGGUUUAGUCUCCUCGAUUAUUGGUUUCGUUUGGAUGAUUGAUUGCCCAGAAAUGGAUGACGAGUAUGCAAAACUUAUAAGGAGGAUGAACCCACCAAGAUAUUUGUGCAUAGGGGUCCACAUCUGCUCUGAGUUGUGAUUGACAAUGAUGCUUGUGAGAAUGCUACAGUUAUUCAGGUUGAUAGUGUUAACAAACAUGGCAUUCUCUUGGAAGUUAUUCAAGUACUCAUAGAUCGAAACCUUAUCAUCACAAAAGCGUACCUCUCUUCCGACGGUGGUUGGUUUAUGGAGGUGUUUAACGUGACUGACCAAGAUGGGAGUAAAAUCAGAGAUGGAGAAGUCAUCAAUUACAUCCAAAAGAAUAUUGAAACCGAUGCUUGCUUCUUACUCCCAUUAAGAGAAUCUGUAGGGGUGAUGCCCUCUAAAGAGCGUACCUCAAUCGAACUAACUGGCACCGACAGGCCUGGUUUACUGUCCGAAGUAUGUGCAGUGCUUGCUGACCUUGGUUGUAAUGUGGUAAAUGCUGAGAUCUGGACACACAAUGCUAGAGCAGCAGCUGUAGUUCAUGUCACAGAUGAGGCCACAGGGUGUGCAAUUGAAGACCUAAAACGCCUCUCCACAAUCAAAGAACUCCUAUGCAAUGUGCUUAAAGGCAACAAUGAUCUGAAAGAAGCAAAAAUGGCACUUUCUGCCCCUGGUGCAAUGCACACAGAGAGAAGGUUACAUCAGAUGAUGUUUGCUGACAGGGAUUAUGAAAAGUUUGAAAGCUCAGGGCUUGAGAGAGCUGAUGAUUUGGGAUCAAGACCCCAUGUCACCAUAUUGGAUUGCAUAGAGAAGGAUUAUACUGUGGUUACUAUGAGGUCUAAAGAUCGGCCAAAGCUCUUAUUUGACACUGUAUGUACACUGACAGACAUGCAGUAUGUAGUGUUUCAUGGAGCAGUUGAUACAGGAAGGAAGGAAGCUUACCAGGAAUAUUAUAUCCGGCACGUUGAUGGGCUCCCUGUAAGCUCAGAAGCUGAACGACGACGUGUGAAACAUUGUCUUGAAGCCGCCAUUGAGAGGCGUGCCUCAGAGGGAAUGGAGCUAGAACUGUGCACAGAUGACCGGGUUGGACUUCUCUCAGACAUUACCAGGAUAUUUCGAGAAAAUAGUUUGUCCAUUCAAAGAGCAAAAAUUUCUACAAAGGGUGGGAAAGCAAGAGAUGUUUUCUAUGUUACAGAUGUCUCUGGUAACCCAGUUGAUCCAAAGGCCAUCGACUCAAUUUGUAGACAGAUUGGACAAAGCAUUCUGUGGGUGAGAAGGAACCCAAGUUUCACUACAAAACCUCCCGAGGAGACAACUGGUUUUCUGUUUGGGAACUUUUUUAAAGCUCGAGCAUUCCAGAAUUUCAGACUGAUUAGAUCAUACUCAUAGAUAUCUCCAUAAAUAUUUACUGGAGAAACUUUGCAGGAGCAUCUAAAGUUUCAGUCACGGUCAUACAAUUCUAAGAAUUGGUUUGGAGCAACUGUUACACGUUUAGGACUCAGACAUACUGUAAUUGUCUUCUCCCACUAGUGCAGAAGUGUCAAUGCAUGACAUAUACUAAAUAGAAGAAGCUCAGAAGUCCUACUCUGUACUGUAAACUACUGUCAGGUCAAGUGUCAAUGCCUCUCAGUUCUGUAAUUAAAUUGUGUACAGAUGUACAUUGUAAAAGAGAAAGAAAAGACCCGAAAAGGCUGUACAGAUUAUGCUUAUAAGCAAAGUGAUGUGAAUAUGUGUA
Molecule: messenger RNA, 1965 nt
Organism: Macadamia integrifolia
Lineage: Eukaryota; Viridiplantae; Streptophyta; Magnoliopsida; Proteales; Proteaceae
Product: ACT domain-containing protein ACR6-like
Exons: 8
Coding region: 492-1619 (375 amino acids)
Source: RefSeq, a predicted model, not a curated record